UGUGCAUCCUAAUCGGUUAGGCGACAAGCCUUCUAAAAUGACGCUGCCAUUGUUGACUAACUUAGCUAGCGUUAGCUGUUAUCAUUGUUGUACUGUCGCUAAUGCUACUAUAGCAGUUUGAUAGUACGAACAGUCGUUACCAUAGCGUGUACCUCUACCCAGCACUCCAGGUGUCAGUACACUAACGUAAAUUGAUGAUUUUGCAGUGACUCUGUUUGUGGUCCGCUGCCGGCGCUUGGUGCGCUGCCCGGUGAAGUUUGCUAAACCAGUUAGAACAGAAUAAUCAGCCAAAGUGCCUGAUUGUUUCAGACAGAGCGACUGGAGGACGUUUGGAAACAUUUUGACACUUUAGCAAACUGGACAGCUGGUCGUUAUUGGCACCAUUAUCUGGGCUGAUGCCGUUCAAUUGGAUUUAGUUUAAUUAGAUUCUAAUCGACCUGGUUCGUUUGACUGUGGUAGAAUGUCCUGCUUAACAGAGUUUGGGAGAGGAGCGGUGAUUAGCCUGCGGUGCACAGCCGUGUUGAUUUGAGCACGGAGAGGUGUGAGUGAAGGCUGAAAGAUGGUCUGAUGGACCGCCGCUUCUUCCUGACCUUCCUCUUCUGCACGGUACUGUGGAUCUUCUUCUGGGAAGUGCGCUGGAAGAAAGGCAAAGACAAUCAGAUUGAGGAAUGGCUCCAAGGACAUAGCCUCUCACAAUACACGCAUUUAUUUGAAGAUGUACAGACACUGGAGGAACUAAGCUUGAGUGUACUGAGUCGUCUGGAAGAGGUGGUGAAGGAACGGCAGCACUGGAGGGAGAUUGCAGAGGCCCACAUCCAGCUGCUUCGUGACUUUGCCUUCCAGGAGUGGCUGUGCUCCCAGAAUCUGGAGCACUAUUACCAUAUACUGAAGUCUUUGGGGUGUAUGAAUCUGGAUGAUCUAUCUCAGCUUGACAGUCAGCUGCACCUGUCUCUCGCUGCCUGGGGCUACUACUACGAAGACUACAUAAGGCUGUCCACAGGUAUCAAGAUCCUCCAAACCUCCAGGGGAAGCCGUGACCAGGAGUACGAGAUCCGGCUGGUGCACAGCCUUGCAGAGAGGCGUCUGAAUGAGAAGUGGUCACUUGCGGGAGCACUCUUAUUUGGCUGUACUGUGGCGCUGUGCUUCUUGAUAAGGGACCUCAUGUUUUACGUGAUUGGUGGAAUUACUGUUUCCAUCAUAGCGUUUGUGUUUACCAUCAAGUUCCUCUGUGAGCUUGCGGCGAGGGUGGUCAGCUUCCUGCAGAAUGAGGACCCAGGGCGCCGUGGUGACCGCAGCAUCUACGACUAUGUUCGGGGCAACUACCUGGACCCACGCUCCUGCAAGGUGUCAUGGGAUUGGAAGGAACCACAGGAAGUGGGACAGACUAUGAGCUUCCGGGUUCAGCUGUUCUAUAAGAACGGCCAGCCUUUCCCAGCCCAUCGACCAGUGGGUCUGCGGGUCAACAUCACACACAUUGAAUUGGCUCUGGACAUCCCUGUUACACAGGAGGUCCUGCAAGAACCAGAGUCUAAUGUAGUCAAAGUGGCCUUUACAGUGCGCAAGGCUGGACGGUAUGAGGUUGCUGUCAAGCUUGGUGGCCUGAAUGUAGCCUAUAGCCCUUACUACAAGAUAUUCCAGCCAGGUACAGUUGUUCCAUCCAAAACCAAGAUAGCCUAUCAUUUUUCCACCCUGGUGCUAACAAAUGGCCAGCAGCACACAUUGCAGAUUGAGCCCAGGGACGAGUAUGGGAACCCCACCAGUAACUCGACUUCUCUCACAGAUGAGGCCAACUACACUGUUCAUGUGCACUCUCUUGGCACUGUAGAUGAUGACAGUGUGGAGGACUACUACAGUAAGUCAGUUACGCUCAAUAAGCAGCAGUGCCAGGUUCUGCUGAGACUCAUUGUGAGGAAGACGGGUUGUUUUAGGGCCCGCAUCUCCUACAAAGACCAGCCCCUCAGCAAUGGGGAAUUUGACAUAAUUGUUCUCAGUGAGAAUGAGAAGGCCUGCGUGGAGAAGAACGUGUCCACUCCAGGCAUAAGUAUCUACUUUGAGGCGUACCUUUACAGCAGCGGGAACUACAGCAGUUCUUCGUGGCAGUUACCAGCUUCCGCUUUGCUGGCUCCCCAGCGGAGACCAUCCAUGGGGGAGGAGGAGGAUGAGCAUGACUCUCCAGUGGAGGGACAACCCGAGAAGGUCAAAAAACCAAAAAAGGUCUACUGCUACAUAUCGCCAAAGCAACUAUCAGUGAAGGAAUUCUACCUGAAAAUUAUUCCAUGGCGCCUUUUUACCUUUCGAGUAUGUCCAGGAACUAAGUUCACCUACUAUGGUCCUGACCCAGUCCACAAGUACCUAACCCUUGUGGUGGAUGAUGGGAUACAGCCUCCUGUCGAGCUCAGCUGCAAAGACAGAAACAUCAUGGCUGCCACCUUCAUUCGCUUCCUUCACAAGAACAUUGGCGGCUCUGAAACCUUUCAAGACAAGGUGAACUUUUUCCAGCGUGAACUCAGGCACAUUCAUUCUAAGAGACCUCGCACCAAGACCUGCCUAAAGAUCACUCGACACGCUAUUCUAGACUCAUCCCUAAAGGCUACCAGGAACUUCUCCGUGUCAGACUGGAGUAAAAACUUUGAGGUUGUGUUUCAGGAUGAGGAAGCUCUGGACUGGGGCGGGCCUCGCAGGGAGUGGUUCGAGCUCAUUUGUAAGACACUCUUUGACACCUCCAACCUGUUGUUCACCCGCUUCAGUGACAACAACCAGGGUCUUGUGCACCCAAAUGCUGAACGUUCGCCCCAUCUGCGUCUGAAGAUGUAUGAGUUUGCAGGUCGUGUCGUAGGGAAGUGUCUGUACGAGUCUGCGCUGGGUGGGGCCUACAAACAGCUGGUCCGAGCUCGCUUUACACGUUCCUUCUUGGCCCAGAUCAUUGGCCUUAGGAUGAACUAUAAGUACUUUGAGACCGACGACCAGGAGUUCUACAAAACUAAAGUCUGCUUCAUCCUCAACAAUGAUGUGAGUGAAAUGGACUUGGUGUUUGCCGAGGAGAAAUACAGCAAGUCGGGACAGCUGGAGAAGGUAGUGGAGCUGAUCUCAGGAGGAGCUCAGAUUGCUGUGACCAAUGAAAACAAGAUGCAUUAUCUGAACCUGCUGGCCCAGUACAGGCUCGCCAGCCAGGUGAGGGACGAGGUGGAGCACUUCCUGAAAGGUUUGAAUGAACUGGUUCCAGAAAACCUCCUAGCCAUAUUUGAUGAGAAUGAGUUGGAGCUGCUGAUGUGUGGCACCGGUGACAUAAAUGUACAGGACUUCAAAGCUCACGCUGUUAUUGUUGGAGGAUCGUGGCACUUCAGAGAGAAAGUGAUGAAGUGGUUCUGGGCUGUGGUGUCCAGCUUCACCCAGGAGGAGCUGGCCCGUCUGCUGCAGUUCACCACUGGCUCCUCUCAGCUUCCUCCAGGAGGAUUCAACACGCUAUGCCCCUCUUUCCAGAUUAUCGCUGCCCCAACGCAUAGCACCUUGCCCACCGCACACACCUGUUUUAACCAGCUGUGCCUCCCUACCUAUGACUCCUACGAGGAGCUGCACAAGAUGCUGAAGCUGGCCAUCAGUGAGGGUAGCGAGGGCUUCGGCAUGCUCUGACUCUGCCCACGCCACUGCACCCACCCCUGCAUUCAUUUACAUUUAAUAUUUGGGCUUCUUGUCGAGGAAUCGCCCAGAUUCUCUAUAAAUAGUCUCUCGGGAUGAGAGCGCAUUACAGAAACUUCUAAAAGGCUGAAGUGGACUAGCUACAGUCUAGUCCUCCUCUGUGUACAUAGAAUAUCCGCUUUGGUUGAAAAAUGGAAGACUGGUCUGCUUUGGGUAGUUUUAUUUCCUAAUGAUAAAAGUUAGCUAAGUUUUAUGUUUGAAGGGAAGGUGAUGCUAGAGCAAAGGCCUUGGGUUUUACUGUAUAACUGCUUCUUUUGCGUUUUGCAAACUGAGGAACACUUAACGUGCAGCAGCAGCCGUCAUGAGAUGUGGUUGAUGCGUGCAUCUACAGCACUUUGGCCUUAAUCGAUCAGGGACUGAUGUGUGUAUGUAAAUACUUUCCGUUGCUUGUACAGACUAGUGUGUGUGUACAUGGGUUGUUUUUUCAUUUGACAUUUAUGAAGAAGGGAUUUCUUUAUUGUUGCACAUUCAGUGGGAUGAAACUUUGUGUAAGUUAUAAGCUUUUUUUUCCAUGACGAGUUAAAUGGGUUUUAAAAGGAGCCAAGUAAUUUUUGUUGUAUGUUUUUAACUUAUUGUGUCUUGACAAAAUGUUUGUGUCGACCCAACUGUGUGUCUGGAGCUGUUGAUGUGACAUUCUAUAACCUGCCUUAUUCAUGCCCUUUGCCUCUGAUUGUAUCCAGGGACACAUGGAGGUGAGAAACAUAAUCACUGACUGCUAAUAGUUGCGAUGUUUCUGGCAGAGGUCACUGUGGAUGCUGGGAGAGCCCAUAUAUAACAAGCGUUUGUUAUAUAUGCUGUAUGAUUUUUACCUUCUCACUCAUGGGUUUACCUCAGACUCCGAAGCCCACCUAUGCAUCCUCAGGUGCACGUUCAUGCACACACGGCAAAGGUUGUUCAUAGUUGCCUCCUACACAUUUUAACUGUUUAGCCAUAUUAUUCCACAUCCUCCGUGAACUAAAGGCGUAUGUAUUUGUCGUUCCCUCUGUUUUUCUGUAAACUAUUUAUUUUUAUUGCCGUUGGUUUCAUCUCAACCAUCCAGACAUUCCCGUUUCAACGUUUACAUGUUAAUUAGCAAUUUUGUACUAGUUUGUGCUGCUGGUCAGAAAAUGUUUAAGGCUUUUAUGGAAACUUGUGUUUAAAAAAAAGGGAUAAAUCUCGAUAGUAUUUCAAUACUUCCCCAAAGAGCAUUGGAAUAAACUUUCAUGCUGUUCCUCACGUUGUUCUCAGUGUCCACAGGAUUGAACUCGGCCGCGAGAGAUUUAACGCAGUUUUCACCGUUUUACAGCAGGUCUUACACUUUAUGUUGGAUGUUUGAGGGAAAGAAAAUUCAACAUCAGAUUCCAUGGAAAAGCAUUUGUUUCACAGGUUUAAAAGGGUGUUUGUGAUCUUUGAUUUGGGUUGAAUCAUGUUCAAUUCAUACUGUGUGUUUUCAUCAAUAAUACCAAUGACUGAGUGACAUAUUUAGGUAUAAGUAGUUGAAGCAUCACAUGGGUUCAGUGGUUCCGUUAGACCACACGUCCAUGACGUCCUGUAGUUUUAUGGCCUUUCGUGUUUUGCUUUUUAUGAGGAUGGUUUCUGGGCUCAGUGGACUGAUUGUGACUUUUAGCAAUGUAGAUAUUGUGAAAUAUUUGCCUAUGACUCUGAAGCUGAGGAACUUUUUCCAUUAUCUUUUUUAAUGAAAAGCCACUGCGUUUGAAUGUUUGAGAUUUUCUGCUCUGCAGGUCAUUUGAUUAUGGGAAUAAAAACGAUGGACUAAA
Molecule: messenger RNA, 5453 nt
Organism: Betta splendens (Siamese fighting fish)
Lineage: Eukaryota; Metazoa; Chordata; Actinopteri; Anabantiformes; Osphronemidae
Gene: arel1
Product: apoptosis resistant E3 ubiquitin protein ligase 1
Exons: 22
Coding region: 568-3630 (1020 amino acids)
Biological process (GO): proteasome-mediated ubiquitin-dependent protein catabolic process; positive regulation of protein catabolic process; protein polyubiquitination
Molecular function (GO): ubiquitin-protein transferase activity
Source: RefSeq, a predicted model, not a curated record